Molecule: messenger RNA, 2619 nt
Organism: Anastrepha obliqua
Lineage: Eukaryota; Metazoa; Arthropoda; Insecta; Diptera; Tephritidae
Gene: Ets98B
Product: DNA-binding protein D-ETS-4
Exons: 5
Coding region: 460-2163 (567 amino acids)
Biological process (GO): regulation of transcription by RNA polymerase II; cell differentiation
Cellular component (GO): nucleus
Molecular function (GO): DNA-binding transcription factor activity, RNA polymerase II-specific; sequence-specific DNA binding
Source: RefSeq, a predicted model, not a curated record
GUGUGAAUGAAAAAGCCAUACGCAGAUCUCUUCCAAGAACAAUAAAUGCAUUACAAGGCGCUUAGAUCCACGCACAGUUUUGCUCAAGUGCCCGCAUAUGAAUGCAGAUGCAAAGCAAGCAUUUAAAAAAAAAAACAAAAACAAAAACAUAUUUUCUUGGAACGUCACUUGAAAUCGCCUAAUUCACUAUUCUCCCAACCGUCGCUCGUCACUCUUGAUUUUGCCUACAAUAAAUGUCCACAACAACAUUCGCACUCCCGCUUCAAGCAGCACCAAUACGCAGCUGAGAAUAGGAAUAGUAGUAGAUAAAAGGAAACAGAAAACGGCUGCUAGUGAAGUCAAUCAUUCCGGGGCCAGAGAUAAUCAAACGCCAUUGCUGCGACUACAGAUGCAAAGAAAUUGAUACCAAAUUAGCGUCCAGGAUAGAGCGAUCAGUAAUUUGAAGUGAGCGUGCGGAAUAUGGAAAGCGAGAAAAUGUCGUCGUUCUAUUCGAGUGCAACUAAGUUAUCUCAAAGCAAUUGCUUGACUCUACCUCAUCUGACGUCUGCCACAAACCCAGCAACGCCGAUGCAAUCCUCUGCCCAGCUAUCGCUUUCACUCAAGGUGGAACAAGCAAUUUCCGCAAACGCAUUUCUCGAGCCAGCACCUUCGUCUUCGGCUUCGGCGUCAUCUUCCUUCAGCGAUCCUUUCGCAGCCUACGCGAACAACUUUGAUCUAUCACUACUACCUCAAGAUUGCGCUCCAACAACAACCGGGAAUAUACCCACCAUUGUCUAUCAGUUUGGUUGCAAUACGACCAAUUUACCAACGCCAACAUCGCCGCCCCUAGCAGCCACUCCAACAACUCCUGUGCCGAUUAGCGCACUCUUAACGCCACCUGAAAUUAAAAUCGAACAAGCUUGGUCGUUCGGCUCCUCUAUCUCCCUGCCGGAGGAGAUUAAGCGGGAGCCGCAACAGCAGCCGAUGCUAAAGUCGCCCAAUCAGCUGAUACCACCACCUCCAUAUCCGCACAUCUAUCCGUCACCUCAAUCGAGUCCUGCUCAAUCGGAAUACGGUUUUCCACUAUCACAAUUUGCCAGUUGCUACGAGUCAGUGAGCUCAUCGCGUUCAACGCUGCAUCCCGCUUCGCCGUAUCCUUUGUUAGAUGCCUGCAAUAUCAAGCAAGAGUUGCACAUCCUGCCUCCCUCACCGCCAGAGUCCAAUUGCGAAACGCCAUCGCCGCAUUCAUCGUGGCCCGAUAUCAAGUCGGAGCCCAUUGAUGCUGAUGUUGAGGCGUUAAUAGACUUGAAUAUGUUGCUGGAUAAAACCGAGUGCCAGUUAAAACAACACACAACGAUGCCUAUACAACAGCAGCAACAGCAACAACAACAACAACAGCAGCAGCAGCAAAAGCAUAAUCAGCAAAGUCAAGAUCAUCAAAUGCUUCGGCAGUUUUUCGAAGAGAAUCGUUUUCCAAUGGGUUGUAGCAUGGACGAAGUUAGCGGCAAUAUCGAACAAGUGAUCUCAAUGGCUCUCGAGGAUACGAAGAGUCAGGCAGUGGAGACCUGUGCCAAAUUGCGAAUAUCUCAAGAUUCCUGCGAUUGGUCAGUUGCUCAAGUGCACGCCUGGCUACGUUUCACCGUAGAGCAGUUUAAAUUACCGGAAAUCGAGGAUUUGGAGACGAAAUUUCCGGAAAAUGGCGCAGCACUGAUUUUGCUGAGCGAGGAAGAAUUCAAGCGAAGAGUACCAGAGGGUGGGUCCGACUUAUAUGCCCAACUGGAGGUGUGGCGCUAUCACUUCAACAGUAAUGCACCGGACAGCGAUGACGACGAAGAAAUGCUGCCCACUACGAGCGCUUUAGCUGUUGCAAAAACAACAGAAACUAAGCGUUCUGGCCGCAGCGGUGGCUCACACAUACAUUUGUGGCAAUUCCUGAAGGAACUCUUGGCUGAACCACAACUACAUGGAACUGCCAUACGUUGGAUUGAUCGUAAUCGCGGCAUAUUCAAAAUAGAAGAUUCUGUACGAGUGGCGAAAUUAUGGGGCGGGCGUAAAAAUCGUCCUGCCAUGAAUUAUGAUAAAUUGUCACGUUCGAUAAGACAAUACUAUAAAAAAGGUAUCAUGAAGAAGACGGAGCGCUCACAGCGUCUGGUCUAUCAAUUCUGUCAUCCAUAUCAGUUGUAAGUGAACCAUACAACAUAGCGGAGUGGAGUGGUAGUGAGUUGAGCAGAGAGAUGACUGCUUAACUGAAAUGGAGAAUAGAGAAUGGAGAAUGGAAGUGCAAAUUUAGAGUGCGAGCACAAAGAGCGAAAAAGUAGCGAAAUGACAGCCACCGGAAUGGCCUUAUUGAGUAAUCGAUAAUUUAUUGCUAUUUAUUUAUUUAUUUAUUUAUUUAUUGCAUAUGCAUAUACAUAUAUAUACAUAUUUAUUAUGAAGAGAUAUUGCGAGAAUGCGCAGAUGUUGAGAAGCCCAAUUAUUUAUUUAUUUAUUAACUUAUUUAUUUAUUAAAUUAUUUAUUUAUUGAUAAUGAAGAAAGUGCCUACAAAUACUUCAUAAGCCAACACAAAUCGAUGAUCACGAUGAACACAGAAUACAAAAAUUGCGCUCAUCUCAUACCGCUAUACCAACAAAUCUCAACAA